This is a messenger RNA of Aethalodelphis obliquidens (Pacific white-sided dolphin), 2364 nucleotides long. It is a transcript of the gene WDR46, whose product is annotated as WD repeat domain 46. Bases 348 to 2183 code for a protein of 611 amino acids. Gene Ontology annotation, cellular component: nucleolus; 90S preribosome; small-subunit processome. Gene Ontology annotation, molecular function: protein binding. The record is from RefSeq and is a predicted model, not a curated record. Gene Ontology annotation, biological process: maturation of SSU-rRNA from tricistronic rRNA transcript (SSU-rRNA, 5.8S rRNA, LSU-rRNA). Lineage: Eukaryota; Metazoa; Chordata; Mammalia; Artiodactyla; Delphinidae. The transcript has 15 exons.
UCUAACAUGUUUAAUGAGCGGCUUUCCGCUGAAAAGACUGGAUUUGGAAGGUUUUAGGCAAGAUGGGGAAACCAAGCUGGUAAAAGAAACUGCACGGUUGCUUGGGUCCUGGCCCCGGACAGCCUCUCUUUCAUUACUCGGGCAUAAGCUGCUGCACGGGAGGGCGGGGCCAAGGCCCGCGGAGGCCCUCAGUGGCGAGCGCGCCCUCAGUCAAGAUGGCGCCUAGAAGACUUCAGACCUGGGGCGGCGCUGAUUGGAUGAGGGUCGGAGAACUUCCGGGAGUUCUCCAUCCGAUUGUGGGACAGCUGAGAAGAGUUUGCACGUGUAUCGUGGUUCGAGUGGACUAGAUGGAGACGGUCCCCAAGCUGGGCAAUAAUGUCACGCCCAAGAAAGACAAACUUCAGGGCAAGAAGAAGAAACCGCGGCGAUACUGGGAGGAAGAGACCACUCAGACUGCUGCCGGAGCCUCUCCAGGUCCACCUCGUAAACGGAAGAGGAAUCGAGAGUUCCGCCCCCAGAAGCCAAAGAACACUCACAGCACAAAGAAGUCUCGGAUCUCCAAGAAGCCCCAGGUCCCGAAGAAACCCCGGGAACGGAGGAGUCCAGGGCCUCAGCGGAGCUUGUCUGGGGCCCAGGACCCAUUUACAGGCCCCGCCCCCGUCCCUGUGGAGGUGGUUCAGAAGUUCUGUCGCAUUGACAAAUCCAAAAAGCUGCCACGUUCUGAGACCAAAAUCCGGAGCCGACUUGAGGCGGCUGAAGCUCAAGAAGAGGAAAUAAGUGUCAAAGCUGCUCGUUCUGAGCUGCUGCUUGCUGAGGAACCUGGGUUUCUGGAAGGAGAGGAUGGGGAGGACACGGCAAAGAUAUGCCAGGCUGACAUCGUGGAGGCUGUGGACAUUGCAAGUGCAGCCAAACAUUUUGACUUGAACUUGAGGCAGUUUGGACCCUACAGGCUUAAUUACUCUCGAACUGGGAGACACUUGGCUUUUGGAGGGCGCCGGGGUCAUGUGGCCGCCCUUGAUUGGGUGACAAAGAAGCUCAUGUGCGAGAUCAACGUCAUGGAGGCAGUGCGGGACAUCCGGUUUCUGCAUUCGGAGGCACUGCUUGCUGUCGCCCAGAACCGCUGGCUUCACAUUUACGACAACCAGGGCAUCGAGCUCCAUUGCAUCCGCCGCUGUGACCGUAUCACGCAGCUUGAGUUCCUGCCUUUCCACUUUCUCCUGGCCACAGCUUCAGAGACAGGGUUUCUGACCUACCUGGACGUGUCAGUGGGAAAGAUUGUGGCAGCUCUGAAUGCUCGGGCUGGACGGCUCAACGUCAUGACUCAGAACCCUUACAACGCCGUCAUCCAUCUGGGACACAGCAAUGGGACUGUGUCUUUAUGGAGCCCAGCCAUGAAGGAGCCACUGGCAAAGAUUCUCUGUCACCGUGGUGGGGUCCGGGCUGUGGCAAUAGAUUCUACAGGCACGCACAUGGCCACCUCUGGCCUGGACCACCAGCUGAAGAUCUUUGACUUGCGAGGGACGUUCCAGCCUCUGAGCACUCGGACCCUGCCCCAGGGAGCGGGGCACCUGGCCUUCUCCCAGCGGGGACUGCUAGCUGCAGGAACGGGCGAUGUGGUCAACAUAUGGGCAGGACAGGGCAAGGCCAGCCCCCCGUCCCUGGAGCAGCCCUACCUCACCCACCGGCUCUCAGGCCACGUGCAUGGCCUUCAGUUCUGCCCCUUUGAAGAUGUGCUGGGAGUGGGGCACAGCGGGGGCAUCACCAGCAUGCUGGUCCCUGGAGCUGCUGAGCCCAACUUCGAUGGCCUGGAGAGUAACCCAUACAGGAGCCGGAAGCAGCGCCAGGAGUGGGAGGUGAAGGCCCUACUGGAGAAGGUACCUGCAGAGCUCAUCUGUCUGGACCCACGAGCCCUGGCAGAGGUUGAUGUCAUCUCUCUGGAGCAGGAAAAGAAGGAACGGCUUGAGAGGCUGGGCUACGAUCCCGACACCAAGCCUCCCUUCCAGCCAAAGCCAAAGCAGAAGGGCCGCAGCUCCACAGCAAGUCUGGUGAAGAGGAAGAGGAAGGUCAUGGAUGAGGAACACAGGGACAAAGUCCGGCAGAGCUUGGAGCAGCAGCCGCAGAAGCAAGAGAAGGCCAAGCCCAUGGGGGCCCGGCCAUCUGCCCUGGACAGAUUUGUGCGCUGAGCCAGGCUCCAGGGGUUCCUGGGAACGACAUUCUCUCCCCAAGAGCACCUGUGGGGAAUGACCUGUUCCCUGGAAUGAGGAGGGAGCACUGAGCCCCCUCCCCCACAGGGGGUGGAAAGCUGACUCCUGGGGGUUGGGGGAGAGGGCUUGGUAUUAAACAGGAAGGUGGGUUUUUGGAUAA